AUGGCUGAGGAAGGAGAUACCUUUGGCGAGAACUCAGGUAUUACCGUGAGCGCCAUCAUGACAUUCGCGGGUAUCUUCGCUGCCAUCGUCGCGGCCUUCUUGAUAGAGAGCUACAAAACGCUCAAGCCUGAUACGGGGGCUCAGGCGGUGUUUCUCUUGGAGCAACUUGUGGCCGGACGCGAGCUCAAUACGACCGGGCCUUUCGCGAAUCGUCUUCCGGCCUUCCAUGCUUCUGAAACGGACGUCUUAAUCAACACCCUUUGGUUCGCUGGGCUAGUCCUAUCGCUCAUGGCCGCCCUGCUGGCUACAUUAUAUCAAGAGUGGAUCCGACAACUCCUCAAAGCUCAGCAUCGUGUCAGCGACGAAACCGCCGAAGAGCACUCUCUGCGUCACCUCUCACUGUACGUGGGCGCGCGCGGGUUUGGCUUGGACCUCGUCGCACCGAGCAUCAUCGGCUUGAUGCACCUUGCCGUCGCUCUCUUUCUAUAUGGGCUGCACCUUUUCCUGUCGGAGGUCCACCCCGUCCCUGCCUGGUGGACGAGCCGCAUCAUAGCCAUAUGUGCGGUGAUAUACGUGGUUGGCAGCCUCUUCCCGCUAUUCGACGCCACGUGCUUUUAUCGCACUCCUUUGACCUCGUUUGCGACACGCCUCACCCUGUUUUGCGCGAACAUCGUGUUCUGCCUCAUGUCAUACCUAGCGAUGCUCACAGUCGUCGUGACGUUGCUUCUGACACGGCGCCGAUUGCAUCCCGUCUGGUCUUACUUCCUCGGUGGGAAGUUCUGGUGGGGCCUUCUACGGGAUUCGCUAUUCAUCCCGCGGGCCAUAGGCGCGUCAUUCGCCUACUGCAAACAACGCUAUUGGGACGGAAUCGACAUCCCGGUGACUUUCUGGACAUUCAUCAUGACUGCCGCCGAAACGGGAGAUGUGCCGCAGUACUAUCCACCUAUAGGCGGACGCGAGUUAGGCGCUCUUUCGGACCACGUGGGGUCGGCCAUCCUCGACCAUCCCGCUUUCCUAUUCCGCAUCUCCCUGGACCUGCUGAACCCCCAAAGCAGAGAUUUUGGCGAGUUCUUCGUUCGGACCCGCCGGGAGCCGGAGCUCGUCGAGAAACUUGCCGCAGGCUUAACGACUGUGGUCACAGUCGACGAGGCAGCGGGUGCGGUACGGGCGGUGCAAUACGUCUUGUUUGCUGGGACCAACGACGACGAUAUCAGGCAGGCUGCUUCGGACCAAGAACGCCGAUGGGAUUUUAUGGAACCCCUCCUUGAUGCGCUUCCUGAGUUCGUUGGUUUGCUGAACCAUCACAACAUGAAAGCAAUGGCAGAGGAGGAUCUCAUUAUCAUGGCAUCCGUCUGCAGCCUCCGCUGGUCACUCCUACUGCUGUGGAAACGCAUCCCUGCCCAUGCCCGCCCACAUUCGAUCGCGCAACAGCACUUGCAAAGGCUAUUCCUCGCUUUUGAGGGCUCGUACAGCAGCCUUCGUCUACUACCCCUCUCUGCGGAUCACGAGAGGUCUUUAGACCGCCUCUUCGCAUCGGACGUUGAUCCCCUUCGGGAACUGGCACUUCGUAACGCUAUGUCACUCCUGUCUGCCGCUGUGCGCUGCCAAUGGGAGGGUUCGUGGCGCACGGCUGACUCUCCGUACCUCAAUCCGGGGACGCGCAGUUGGGGGAUCCCGUAUCUCAGUGCGACAAAUCACAGUUUGUUGGAAUGGAAUAAGGAGUUUCCGGAGGUUCGCAGUGGGCGCCGCAAAUCGCCCGCGUCUGCAGCGUUCCACGAGCUGUUGCAACAGACUCGCCUGGACGCAUGGACAGAGCCGGGGGCGACCCUGGCAACCCCCGCUGGCACCGAUUGUCCCCCAGACGCUAUUCUCGCAUUGCGAGAUCUAGCAAGUACAGUUGAUCUCCACGCCCCUCGCCCUUGCGUAGCUGUCGAUAGCGGGCGCCACGAGCCACCGACACAGGAUCCCGAGACAGCGUCAGUUUUCUCAGCCACACCCGGCCACCCCGAAGUAUACGGUCCUCAAGCGACAGAGCGCUCUUCCGCGGUCGUCUCAUCACACCAUACGCACGACACCGUCAACGGCUCCGUCAACGGCACCGUCAACGGCACCGUCAACGGCAUCGUCAACGGCUCUACGUCGGACCAGGGCGAAGUUGUCAAGAGUUCAAGUACGUCGUCUCCAGCAUAUCAUGUCUUGUCACGGCGGACUUACUCCCGUAUACCAGCAUGA
Messenger RNA from Peniophora sp. CBMAI 1063, 2232 nucleotides. The record is from the annotation of a GenBank genome assembly. Lineage: Eukaryota; Fungi; Basidiomycota; Agaricomycetes; Russulales; Peniophoraceae.